Molecule: messenger RNA, 225 nt
Organism: Cinara cedri
Lineage: Eukaryota; Metazoa; Arthropoda; Insecta; Hemiptera; Aphididae
Source: the annotation of a GenBank genome assembly
AUGAGAUUAAAUAUCGAAUUCAAUCCAUUUGAAAUUUCGCUGCGCGUAUUGCAAUGUAAAGCAUCAAAACGGAUAGGAGAAUUGGCGGAACCCAAAGUUUACGAAACAUCAGCAAUCAAGAAUGCCGUAAGGGAAAAUCCUUUUGAAGUUUCGAAGAGUUCGUUGAAAUACAAGGCUACCGAAUUAAUAAAAGAAUUGGCACAGCCACGACAAUACGAUAGUUAA